This is a messenger RNA of Oncorhynchus kisutch (coho salmon), 2836 nucleotides long. Its product is annotated as gap junction delta-2 protein-like. Gene Ontology annotation, molecular function: gap junction channel activity. Gene Ontology annotation, cellular component: connexin complex. Gene Ontology annotation, biological process: cell-cell signaling. The transcript is spliced from 2 exons. The record is from RefSeq and is a predicted model, not a curated record. The coding region runs from base 394 to 1326 and encodes 310 amino acids. Lineage: Eukaryota; Metazoa; Chordata; Actinopteri; Salmoniformes; Salmonidae.
CAAUGAAAGUCAAAAACAUGGUGUCUCUUUCUGCCUAUCUCCACCAAUAUCCGCGCGUGACGCAAGGGGAGUAUACUUAAAUCAGGAUUAGCUCUCCACCAACAUUAAACUCAGCUGCCCUCCAUUCAAGCACCGCGCGACAUACCGUCCCGCGCGCACGGUCGAAAAUAGGAGGGCUUUCUACUAAUCAGCACUCAGGCUCGCGCAAGCAAAAGUGUUUGGGUUGUCGAGUGAGCUUUUAGAGGCGCAGAAGGUAGAAGGCAUGAGCGAACGCAGAAGCGGUGGGUUACCAAUGCAUUCUCCAGAUACUGGAUCAUCCGGAGUAAAACACGGGAAACAAUAGAUUCCACAGGAAUUUUGCACAGUGCACGGUGUGCUAUCGUCUCCGAAUGAAUGACCAUGGGGGAGUGGACAAUAUUAGAGCGUCUCUUGGAGGCGGCUGUCCAACAGCACUCUACUAUGAUCGGAAGGAUCCUCCUAACUGUGGUGGUGAUCUUCCGGAUUCUAAUCGUUGCGAUCGUUGGAGAGACGGUCUAUGAUGACGAGCAGUCCAUGUUUGUGUGCAACACCCUGCAGCCCGGCUGUAACCAGGCCUGCUACGACAAGGCGUUCCCCAUUUCCCACAUCAGAUAUUGGGUGUUUCAGAUUAUUCUGGUGUGCACCCCCAGUCUCUGUUUCAUCACCUACUCCGUGCACCAGUCCGCCAAGCAGAAGGAGCGUUUGGAGCGGGGGUACUCCACCGUGUUCCUCUCCUUGGACAAGCGCCAUGAUUCCAUCAAAAGAGACGACAGCAAAAAGAUCAAAAACACCAUUGUAAAUGGAGUACUUCAGAACACGGAGAACUCCACCAAAGAAGCCGAGCCCGACUGCUUGGAGGUGAAGGACAUCCCAAAUUUGGCCAUGAGAACUAGUGGAAAGUCUAAAAUGAGGAGGCAGGAGGGAAUCUCAAGAUUCUACAUCAUCCAAGUGGUUUUCCGAAACGCUCUAGAGAUAGGGUUCCUGGUGGGUCAAUAUUUCCUGUAUGGAUUCAAUGUCCCCGCGGUAUAUGAAUGUGAUCGAUACCCCUGCAUCAAAGAUGUAGAAUGCUACGUUUCCAGGCCCACGGAAAAGACAGUGUUUCUGGUCUUCAUGUUUGCGGUCAGUGGCGUCUGUGUGCUCCUGAACUUGGCUGAACUCAAUCAUCUUGGGUGGAAGAAGAUCAAAGUAGCUGUCAAAGGCGUGCAGGCGAGGAGGAAGUCCAUCUAUGAGAUCCGUAACAAAGACUUGCCUAGAAUGAGCAUGCCAAAUUUCGGCCGCACUCAAUCAAGUGACUCUGCCUAUGUGUAGCUGUCGAUUUCAAUACAACUGAAUGGAACAAUUGUAGCCUACAAAGAAUUCACAUAUAUUUAAUAAUAAUGUGGUAGAUAUUUUAUCUCACCGACUUCGUUUGCGAAGUAGGUCGGGUAUAUCGAUUUUAUUUGUAUUUUAUGGAUAAGUAAAAAACAAACGGACCAAAACGUUUGUUUGUCAUAUAUAUAUACACACAUACCAGAAGGCACUGAUGCAACUUUUUAGUAUGGUUUAUCCUAUAUUUUGUAAAGUGCUUCUUAAAAGCAUUAAUUUGUGUUCACAUAUUCACUCUGUCGUUCACUUUAGCAGUUGAACACAGAGCAAAUAUCAAAUCAUCAAAUCAAAUUUAUUUAUAUAGCCCUUCGUACAUCAGCUGAUAUCUCAAAGUGCUGUACAGAAACCCAGCCUAAAACCCCAAACAGCAAGCAAUGCACGUGUAGAAGCACGGUGGCUAGGAAAAACUCCCUAGAAAGGCCAAAACCUAGGAAGAAACCUAGAGAGGAACCAGGCUAUGUGGGGUGGCCAGUCCUCUUCUGGCUGUGCCGGGUGGAGAUUAUAACAGAACAUGGCCAAGAUGUUCAAAUGUUCAUAAAUGACCAGCAUGGUCCAAUAAUAAUAAGGCAGAACAGUUGAAACUGGAGCAGCAGCAUGGCCAGGUGGACUGGGGACAGCAAGGAGUCAUCAUGUCAGGUAGUCCUGAGUCAUGGUCCUAGGGCUCAGGUCCUCCGAGAGAGAGAAAGGAAGAGAGAAAGAGAAUUAGAGAGAGCACACUUAAAUUCACACAGGACACCGAAUAGGACAGGAGAAGUACUCCAGAUAUAACAAACUGACCCUAGCCCCCCGACACAUAAACUACUGCAGCAUAAAUACUGGAGGCUGAGACAAUACUUGUACUAAAUAUGAAUAAUGAGGCAAAAUAUAUCCGAUUUGUGCUAUGACGUCUUUUAAUGACAUUCUGCCAGUUUUAAACUCCACAUAUCCUUAUAGGCACGAAACAUACACAUUAUUUGGCAGUUUUAGGGUCAAUAUUCCUCAAAAUGUACACAAAUGCAUAUUCAUUCUUCUAGUAGGAUAGAUCACUCCUUUCACAUAUUUGUCAGAUAGAUCUAUGACAUUAGCACUAUAAGUUGUUUUGGUUGCCUGAGUUUGCACCAUUGACCUUAACCUAUGUGAUCACUCCAUUGGGGAAAGGGGGGGAAAGGGGGGGUGCUGCAAAUGCUGACAAUUUUCUUGACUUUUUAUUUACACCCAAGCGCCCAUUCCUUUUAUUUAUGGGGAAAUGGAUUUUCUUGAUUUUCAUGUCAUCAAGUGCCAUAUUUGUACAUAAAUAUAAACAUGACCAUCUAUAAAGUAUUCUCUUCAUUGUCAAAGCUUUAAUUCCAGUAAAGGCUGUUGUCAUCUUUGAUUUGAAUCACUGUGGUUUCUAUGUAAAUGGUAUGCUACUAUAUUAUUAUCUCUGGUUUCAUUUGCAACAUACAAAAAUAAACAACCUUUGCAUAUUCAAAAA